Messenger RNA from Polychytrium aggregatum, 1626 nucleotides. RefSeq lists its product as uncharacterized. The transcript is spliced from 2 exons. Lineage: Eukaryota; Fungi; Chytridiomycota; Chytridiomycetes; Polychytriales. The record is from RefSeq and is a predicted model, not a curated record. The coding region runs from base 1 to 1626 and encodes 541 amino acids.
AUGGCAUCCGCAGCCGACCAGCGGCCGCAGCUCCGAAAGCAAAUUUCGAGAAGUAGCGCCGAUAGAGCCGGGGCAGAGAGCGAGUGGCAGCAAAUGAUUCAAAAGAAAGCAUCGGCGAGUGUGCACACACCCCCGCCCGCAACGUCGGCUGCGGUCCAGGAGAAGCUCGGGGCCAUAUCUCGGACGCAGAGCCGAGAAAUCCUGGCUGCCUCAUCGUCGGCAGGCAGCCGACGGAGCUCGCUGGUACUGGCGGCGAUGGACGAGAUGGUCCAGCAGGUGAUUCAGAGCAGCCGGCCAAAUGCAGGCGCCAAGUCGAGAGACAACCGAUCCUCCAGAGGGUCUUCGCAGCACAGCUUCGCCAAAUCCACUCUGUCUCAGAGCAUUACGAUCGAAGGGGUCAGCACAAACGUCAGGAAGAGCGUCAUCUCCAUCGCUGAGAGCAUUCGCGGGUUCUUCUCGGUGCCUAUAGGACAGGAAACAGCCAAGUCUUCGGCAUUUUCACUUCAGAUUACCCAAACCCCAGAUGUCUUUGGAUUCAGCCAAAGCAGCCUGGCAUCGUUCCAGCGGAGGUCGCAGCACUCGACAACAACCUCGGCACAGCAGAGCGUCUGGAGCGUCGCAGCAGCCAAGACCAUGACCUCGAGCCACUCGCUUGCCGCCGACAGCGUCCAGGGCAACUCGAGGUCCUGGAGCCGGAGUCCCACGACCUCGAUCAUGAACGAACCCAUGUCCGGGCGGCUUCUUGGCGAUGCCCUCGAGGAGACCAGCCUGACACGGACGUCGUCGGUCGGUCGAGAGCGAUCGCAUUCGGUGGACCAGCCAGUCGAAGGACAGCGCCCCCGCAGAAGAUCCCAGGCCUCGUCGCAGGACAACAUCUCGGUCUCGCGAGCACCAAAGUCCAGGGAUGUGGCCACACGAUCGUCGUCGCUGGCCGGCGUGAGCAAGGGCUAUCGAUACACACGGAGCCCCUCGACCAACAGCAGCGAGGAGAGCCUCGGAAGCUCGCUGCAAAGCUCGCUGCAAAGCUCGAUAUUCGACAGCAACGGAUCGAUGCGGCCUGGCUCGGCUGAUCAUCUCUCAGGACAGCAAUGCUCCAACCAGCAGCACUUUAACCACCCGCGCCAGUCAACGUCAAAGUCGUCGCCGUCGGGAACCCAAAAGCGAGGCAGCUACACCCCGCACGUACGGCACUCCAGCGACUCGGUCAUGUCGAGGCAGAGCUCCGUGAGCUUGUCUGGCACCAAACGGUACUACAGCAAGUAUGAGGACUCGGACGUUCGCCGCGGCUCCAAGCUCCGGACGGAAGUCAAGUCCGACUCGGGGUCAAGCUCGGCAAUCCAUCUCGAAAUCGAGGAUCCAAACGGCGAGGUUUUGCAGCAGUACCAGGAACUGCAGAAGCAAUAUCUGGAUCUACAGAUGCAGUACAAGGAGCUACAGAAGGAACUGCAUGUGCAAGAGACAGAUGCGCCUCCCCCCGAGAAACCUCCGGCCCUCCAGCGGCUCAAGUGUAAAAUCAAGACCUUUUGGAAAAAGUACUUUGCCAAGCCCAGCGCUGUCGGGGCGGCACCGAAACCAGGGGCUGCGGAAAGAAACCCUCCAUACGGAGCCAACACAAACAUGCACUAG